AUGGUAUGGCAUAUAUUUACCCACGGAAUGGUAGGAAGGCCUCGACUUGAAAAAGGUUUGUCGUCGUUUUUGCCAACUGUCACUCUUCGUACCAACAAUCUUGUCGAUCUAACGCAGUAUCUCCAGAGACCUCAAUCUUGUCCGCUUGUGAGCAAGAUUUUAUCCGUCGUUGCUAGUUUCAGGGGUCAAAUAUCAAAUCAACCGGUUGGACACUUGUGGCCGAGAUCACCUCUGCACGCCAUGGAAAGGCGUGCUGCGUUUUCGGCCGAAUGUUUCGGCCAGAUAAACUUUCCGAGAGCUGUGGUAGCAUCCAGUUCAGACAGUGGGAAAGUCAUGUCUUGCUUGUGUGGCCUAUCUGGCAGAAGAGGAUUCAUGGCGCCAAGCUAUAUUUGCAGGCUGUCAUUGAAAAUCAUGUUAUUUUUCCCUCUCGGAGAUUUGCCGAUUUGGGUGCCGUCAAACAGUGAAGAAUAUUUGAGAUAACACACAAUUUGUGCGAUGAGGAAGUGGAGACCGACUGAGAGAGAUCAUAUCUACGAGGGGCUGACUGUGAUCUAAUUCGAGCUA
Molecule: messenger RNA, 564 nt
Organism: Marchantia polymorpha subsp. ruderalis
Lineage: Eukaryota; Viridiplantae; Streptophyta; Marchantiopsida; Marchantiales; Marchantiaceae
Source: the annotation of a GenBank genome assembly